Messenger RNA from Microthlaspi erraticum, 1704 nucleotides. The record is from the annotation of a GenBank genome assembly. Lineage: Eukaryota; Viridiplantae; Streptophyta; Magnoliopsida; Brassicales; Brassicaceae.
AUGAUAACGGGAAGCGAAUUCUACAAAGUGAUGUGUGCGAUGGCACCACUCUACUUCGCCAUGUUCGUAGCCUAUGGAUCGGUCAAGUGGUGGAAGAUCUUCACGGCUGAGCAAUGCUCCGGUAUCAACCGUUUCGUCUCUGUUUUCGCCGUCCCAAUCCUCUCUUUCCACUUCAUCUCACAAAACAACCCUUACAAAAUGGACACCAUGUUCAUCCUCGCCGACACUUUGUCCAAGAUCAUCGUCUUCAUCUUGAUCUCUCUAUGGGCCGUUCUCUUCAAAUCCGGUGGCCUCGAUUGGCUCAUCACUCUCUUCUCCAUCGCCACUCUCCCUAACACUCUCGUUAUGGGCAUCCCUUUGCUUCAAGCCAUGUAUGGAGAUUACACUCAAAGCCUCAUGGUCCAACUCGUUGUUCUUCAAUGCAUCAUUUGGUAUACUCUACUACUCUUCCUCUUUGAGCUCCGGGCAGCGAGGUUGCUUAUCAGAACCGAGUUUCCGGGUCAAGCAGCCGGGUCAAUAGCCAAGAUCCAAGUCGACGAUGACGUCAUCUCCUUAGACGGCAUGGACCCGCUCCGUACAGAAACCGAAACCGAUAUGAACGGUAGGAUCAGGCUGAGGAUCCGACGGUCCAUAUCGUCCGUACCGGAUUCUGUUCUCUCCUCCUCCUUGUGCUUAACCCCAAGAGCCUCAAACCUUUCCAACGCGGAGAUUUUCUCCGUCAACACUCCUAACGGUUUCUUUAACGGAGGAGGAAGCGGGACGCUUCAGUUUUAUAACGGUAACGAGAUCGUGUUUUGUAAUAACGGAGAUUUAGGUGGGUUCGGGUUUACCCGACCCGGAUGUGGUGUGAGUCCGAGGAGGCUCUCCGGUUAUGCAUCAUCCGAUGCUUACUCGUUGCAGCCGACGCCACGUGCCUCGAACUUCAACGAGCUUGACGUUAACGGAACCGGUACGCCGGUUUGGAUGAAAUCUCCUGUCGCCGGGAGAAUAUUCCGGCAUACGUCGUCGCCGAAGAUGAUGUGGGAGUCUGGUCAGAGACAUCAUGUAGCGAAAGAUAUCAACGUACCGGAGAAGGAGAUCAGCUUCAGAGACGCACUUAAAGUUGCACAACAGCCUACGGCCGGUGGUGCUGCUUCUAUGGAGGAAGGAGCCGCCGGAAAAGAGACAGCUCCGGUGGCACCUAUUGGCAAGCAAGAAAUGCCAAGUGCCGCUGUGAUGGUGCGGCUUAUACUAACAGUCGUGGGACGCAAGCUUUCUCGAAACCCUAAUACCUACUCCAGCGUCUUAGGUCUUGUCUGGUCACUUAUAUCCUUCAGAUGGAAUAUACCGCUGCCGAACAUAGUGGCAUUUUCGAUAAAGAUCAUAUCAGAUGCAGGUCUUGGGAUGGCCAUGUUUAGUUUAGGUCUGUUCAUGGCGUUGCAGCCAAGGAUGAUCGCUUGUGGGACGAAGAAGGCGACAAUGGGAAUGUUGAUUAGGUUUAUCUCAGGUCCCCUUUUCAUGGCUGCUGCUUCUCUUCUUGUCGGAUUGAGAGGUUCAAGGUUACAUGCUGCCAUCGUGCAGGCGGCUCUACCGCAAGGGAUAGUACCGUUUGUGUUUGCGAGGGAAUAUGGUUUGCAUCCGGAUUUACUCAGUACAUUGGUUAUCUUUGGUAUGAUAGUAUCUUUACCAGUAACUAUUCUCUACUACGUGCUCUUGGGCCUAUGA